GCACCCGCAAUCUCUCCAGCACAUUAACCAUUUUAGCGCUGUGUCAGCGAAUGCGCACGAGAGAAAGACAGAUGUAGUAGGCUUUACUCGCUCAACAGAAACAUAUUUUCAGCAUACGGGCACAGCAUAAAUGGAAAAACGCCGCUGAGUCGCAGGUGAACGUGAGGACCACUGAAGGAAACUCUGCGUUGCGCUAUUGCGGUGAUGGAGCUCAGACUCAGAGCACUUGUAGCUGCGCUCCGUUUAUCUGAUGCUGAACGAUGCUGAGAGUCUGGCCUCAGGAUGUUGGAAUUGGGCACGUGUUCGGUCAGCGCUCAGACCCUCUCUGACCGUAAUGCCCUGGAAGUCCCGUCUUUCGGUCAGGGCGUGUGUGGUGGGAGCUUACCCCCGCGAUGUUUCCUCCUCCAGCCCAAGGACCCGGAGAGCUGGCUCAAGCACCGGGGAACCCUGGAAGACGGCUCCCUCACCUGUUCUCUCCUGGAGCCCCAGAGACUGUCUGACAGUUUCCUGUACCAUGCAUCUAGUUUCGAUACACUUUACGUCCCCCACGCCCACCCGAUGUGUCUGGCACCAUCCUCCCUGGAUCUGGGUGGGUCAUGCGAGGGGGCGGCCGCGUUGGGUCUGGACCCCGACAUGCCCGUCAGCCCAAAUAUCAUUAACAGACGCAGGGGGGGACUUAUUGAACAACGGGACAUCAUUAAAGCACAUCAGGCGCACAAGAUCCACAGCACCCCACAGGCCCGGCGAAAGGAAUGGGAAAUGGCUCGCUUCGGAGACGAUGUUCCCGGUCUGCUGGGAGCCGGGGAUGGGGGCUCGGAGCGCAGUCGGAACCGGGAUGCUCCUGCGGUAUCCACAGGUGGAGUUUCACCAGCCUUCAAACAGACCAAAGCGCAGCGAGCUCGAACUAUGGCUCUGUACAACCCCAUCCCAGUUCGACAGAACUGCUUCACCGUCAACAGAUCGCUCUUUAUCUUUGGAGAGGACAACAUCGUUAGGAAGUAUGCUAAGAAGAUCACAGAAUGGCCUCCGUUUGAAUACAUGAUCCUGGCCACCAUUAUCGCCAACUGCAUCGUCCUGGCCUUGGAACAGCACCUGCCUGAAGAGGACAAGACACCCAUGUCAAAGAGACUUGAAAAAACAGAGCCCUACUUCAUAGGAAUGUUUUGCUUAGAAGCUGGAAUAAAAGUCAUUGCUUUGGGAUUUGCAUUCCACAAGGGCUCGUACCUGCGGAACGGCUGGAACGUGAUGGACUUCAUUGUCGUUCUGAGUGGGAUUCUGGCCACAGCAGGAGCCCAUAUGAAUAUUUCAUUAGACCUGCGAACGCUGAGGGCUGUGAGGGUAUUACGGCCCCUUAAACUGGUUUCUGGCAUUCCUAGUCUGCAAAUAGUUCUGAAAUCCAUAAUGAAGGCAAUGGUGCCACUGCUACAGAUUGGUCUGCUGCUGUUUUUUGCCAUUCUCAUGUUUGCCAUUAUUGGACUAGAGUUUUACAGUGGAAAACUCCACAGGCAAUGUGUACCAGGCACUAAAAGUAAAGCGGGUCACACACUGACAAACUUAUCUGAAUCUGAUCAAUGUGGGUUCAAGAAAUGUGCUGAAAAUUUUACCUGCAAUGACGAAUGGCCCGGACCCAAUGAUGGCAUCACUCAGUUUGAUAACAUCCUAUUUUCCAUACUCACUGUCUUCCAGUGCAUCACCAUGGAAGGGUGGACAGCCAUACUCUAUUAUACCAACGAUGCCUUAGGCCCUACAUGGAAUUGGCUCUACUUCAUUCCUCUAAUAAUAAUUGGCUCCUUCUUUGUCUUGAAUCUGGUAUUAGGAGUCCUGUCAGGAGAGUUUGCCAAAGAGCGUGAGAGAGUGGAGAACCGAAGGGCUUUCAUGAAGCUGAGGAGACAGCAGCAGAUCGAGAGGGAGCUGAACGGGUAUCGGGCCUGGAUUGACCGUGCAGAGGAGGUUAUGCUUGCAGAAGAGAGCAAGAAUUCAGGACCUUCUGCUUUAGAUGUGCUAAAAAGAGCCACCACCAUAAAGAGAAGAGGGGUGGAUGAUGUUCGGAGAGCUCCAGAGGAACAGUAUGCUGACAUCUCGUCUGUAGGGAUGCCAUUGAACAGAGUCAGCAUACGCAGUGCUAAACGAGGACCUACAUCCUAUUUCCAGCGGAAAGAACGCAUGCUACGGAUCUCCAUUCGGCGUAUGGUGAAGACUCACACCUUCUACUGGAUUGUUCUGGGUCUGGUGGCCCUCAACACUCUUUGUGUAGCCAUCGUACAUCACAAUCAACCUCCGUGGUUGUCUAGUCUUCUCUACUAUGCAGAAUUCCUGUUUCUGGGUCUGUUUCUUACUGAGAUGUUUCUGAAGAUGUAUGGACUCGGGCCCAGACUCUAUUUCCACUCAUCCUUUAACUGCUUUGAUUGUGGGGUGAUAAUAGGGAGCAUUUUUGAGGUACUCUGGGGGUUCUUCAGACCUGGCACAUCCUUUGGGAUCAGCGUUCUGCGUGCCUUGCGGUUGUUGAGAAUUUUCAAGGUCACCAAGUACUGGGCAUCCCUGAGGAACCUGGUUGUAUCUCUGAUGAACUCCAUGAAGUCCAUUAUCAGUUUGCUCUUCCUGCUUUUCCUCUUCAUUGUGGUCUUUGCACUGCUGGGCAUGCAGGUCUUUGGUGGAAGGUUCAAUUUUGAAGACUAUACACCAACUAAUUUUGACACUUUUCCAGCAGCCAUCAUGACAGUGUUUCAAAUUCUCACUGGCGAGGACUGGAAUGAAGUCAUGUACAGUGGCAUCCGGUCUCAAGGUGGAGUGAAGUCAGGGAUGUGGUCAUCUGUCUACUUCAUUGUUCUGACUUUGUUUGGAAAUUAUACACUACUCAACGUCUUCUUGGCUAUCGCUGUUGACAAUUUGGCCAAUGCCCAGGAGCUCACAAAGGAUGAAGAGGAGGAGGAAGCGGCGUUUAAUCAGAAACAUGCCCUGCAAAAAGCCAAGGAGGUUGGGCCCAUGUCCUCUUUCAUGUGCUCAGAGAGGAGGAGGAGGCCCUACCUGUACAGAAAGCGUGCAAUUCACCGGAGCCGUGCGGCCUACUCCUUCGAGGAUUCGGAGAGUCUGGCUGAUGCUCGUCCACUCAAUGCCUCUAACUCUUUCAUGUCCAGGAGAGAGAGAAGGAGGAGGAUGACUAUGUCAGUUUGGGAGCAGAGGACCAGCCAACUGCGCCGCCACAGGCAGAUGUCCAGCCGUGAGAUCCUUUUCAGCAGCCCGAGUGAAGAGCACGAUGGACCACCUGGCUGCGAUCACCACCAGACCACAGAGAUAUCUCCAUCUGACAGCAAGCACAGAGCCAUCGAGACCACUACAACCACUGCCAUGCCGGAGGCUACCUUAGAGCCACCCAUACCUAUGGACAUGCCUGGGGAUGAGCAAUCUCAGUCCAUUUCUAUCCCCGAACCCCCUUUAGCGAUUCCAAUACCAGAGCCACCAAUGCCUGCAGACAUAUCCCUUCCUGAACCCCCAGUGACGCUGAAUCUACCCUUAACAGAGCCGUCUGAAUCAAAGACCUCACCCGAGCAUUCUCUAGACAACAACCAUUGCCCCAGACUGAAUGGGAACAGGCGGCAGCGGGCAGUCCGUAAGUACAGGCCUCCUGCGAUGGGGGACACACUAACCCCUGAUAUGUGGCCCAGAUCCCGACGCCCACGCCACCGUGAAUCUCACACAGAUGCAAGGGGCAAAGAGACACAACAGGGAGAUGAUGGUGUUGACAGUAGAGAACAAAGGCCUGGGAAUGAGGGAGAUGAAAAGGAAUCAAAGAAUGAUGGAGGGAUCAGUCCAGAUGGCAGAGUGCUUGAACGGAGGCAGAACAAACCAGACAACUCUGAAUCAGAGCCAAAACCAGUUAAUUCCCCCUGCAAAAACCCACCUCAGGACUCAGAACCUGCAACUCUACAGCUCACUGAGAGCACACUCCAGCAUUCCCCACAGCGCACUAUGGGUGCCGGCGAGACAGAUAACAACAACCACAAAUCUUUGAAUCUGGAUAAGUCAUCCCUUAACACCAGCAUCAUGAUAGAAGUCACCGACACUCAGCCAUCCAUGGAGCUGACCUCCAUUACGGGUAAUAGUAAAGACAUGGAGGACUCAAAGCCAGAGAAAGAAGAAGAGGAAACCCCAGAUGCGCCCAAAGCCCCUAUACCUGUCAGCAUGUUCAUCUUCAAACCCGACAACCCGGUCCGCAGGGCCUGCCACUACAUUGUCAAUCUUCGUUAUUUCGAGAUGUCAAUCCUUCUUGUGAUCACUGCCAGCAGUAUCGCUUUGGCUGCCGAAGACCCCGUCAACACUAAUUCGGACAGGAACAAAGUGCUGCGAUAUUUUGAUUAUGUGUUCACUGGCGUUUUCACGUUUGAAAUGAUAAUCAAGAUGAUUGAGCUGGGUUUGAUCUUACAUGAUGGCUCCUAUUUCCGUGACUUGUGGAACAUUCUGGAUUUCGUAGUUGUGGUGGGAGCUCUGGUGGCCUUUGCUCUAACGAAUGUGAUGGGGAGUAACACAGGAAGAGACAUUAAAACCAUCAAAUCAUUGCGUGUGCUUAGAGUGUUGAGGCCUCUCAAGACUAUUAAAAGACUUCCCAAACUCAAGGCCGUUUUUGACUGUGUGGUCACAUCGCUAAAGAAUGUCUUCAACAUCCUCAUCGUCUACAAGCUCUUUAUGUUCAUAUUUGCUGUCAUUGCCGUGCAGCUUUUCAAAGGGAAAUUUUACUACUGUACUGACAGUUCCAAGGACACAGAAAACGAGUGCAAGGGUUACUACAUUGACUAUGACAAAGAAAAGAAAAAGGAGAAACGAGAAUGGAAAAGACAUGAUUUCCAUUAUGAUAACGUCAUCUGGGCCCUGUUGACUCUCUUUACGGUAUCCACUGGGGAAGGGUGGCCUCAAGUUCUGCAACACUCUGUGGAUGUGACUGAGGAGGACCGGGGUCCCAGUCAGGGGAACAGGAUGGAGAUGUCCAUCUUCUAUGUCAUUUAUUUUGUGGUGUUCCCAUUCUUCUUCGUCAACAUAUUCGUGGCCCUCAUCAUCAUUACCUUCCAAGAGCAGGGCGAUAAAAUGAUGGAGGAGUGCAGUCUGGAGAAAAACGAGAGGGCUUGUAUCGACUUUGCCAUCAGUGCCAAACCUUUGACUCGCUACAUGCCCCAGAACAAACAUACCUUACAGUAUCGGCUGUGGCACUUUGUGGUGUCACCCUUAUUUGAGUACACCGUGCUGACGAUGAUUGCCCUGAACACCAUCGUUCUCAUGAUGAAGCAUCAUGAUCCCCGUCCUAAAGACUAUGAAGAUGUGCUAAAAUACCUCAACACUGUGUUCACUGUUAUUUUCUCUGUGGAAUGUCUUCUCAAGAUCCUGGCGUUUGGUGUCAUGAAUUAUUUCAGAGACACAUGGAAUAUAUUUGACUUCAUCACGGUUCUAGGAAGCAUUGCUGAAAUUGCGGUUGAAAAAUUGCUGAGUGACAAACCUUUUAGUAUGGGCUUUCUUAAGCUAUUCCGGGCAGCUCGGCUGAUUAAACUUCUGCGUCAGGGCUACACCAUCCGUAUUCUGCUCUGGACCUUUGUCCAGUCCUUCAAGGCUCUUCCGUAUGUCUGUUUGCUCAUCGCCAUGCUGUUUUUCAUAUAUGCCAUCAUUGGCAUGCAGGUAUUCGGCAACAUCAAGCUAAAUGAAAAAAGCCAAAUCAACUCGCACAAUAACUUUAAAUCAUUCUUUGGUGCACUCAUGCUGUUGUUCAGGAGUGCAACAGGUGAGUCAUGGCAGGAAAUCAUGUUAUCGUGUUUAGGAGAGAAGGAGUGUGAAAUAGACAACUCAAUUCCUCUCAGCAACUUAACAAAGGGGAUAAAAAAAGAUUGUGGAACCGACUUUGCAUACUUCUACUUUGUAUCCUUCAUCUUCUUCAGUUCUUUUUUGAUGCUGAAUCUGUUUGUGGCUGUGAUCAUGGAUAAUUUUGAGUACCUGACACGUGACUCGUCCAUUCUGGGUCCUCACCACUUGGAUGAGUUUAUACGGAUCUGGGGAGAGUAUGACCGCGCAGCAUGUGGAAAACUACACUAUAAGGAGAUGUACAAAGUAGUACGCUCAAUAUCACCUCCGCUGGGCUUUGGAAAGAAUUGUCCCUACAGGGUGGCAUGCAAGCGGUUGGUUCUGAUGAACAUGCCAGUGGAUGAGGACAUGUCCGUUCAUUUCACCUCCACACUUAUGGCCCUGAUACGCACGGCACUGGACAUUAAAAUCGCUCGAGGAGGUGAGGACAGGGGUCAGAUGGAUGUAGAAUUGCAGAAGGAAAUCAGUGUCAUCUGGCCACACCUCUCCCAGAAAUCUCUUGAUUUUCUUGUACCCAUUAACAAAGCCAGUGACAUGACCAUUGGGAAGAUCUAUGCAGCUAUGAUGAUCAUGGACUACUACAAGCAGAACAAAGCUAAGAAGCUCCGUCAACAGCUUGAAGAACAGAAACAUGCGCCGAUGUUCCAACGCAUGGAUGCAUCCUCACUGCCACAGGACAUUCUCUGCAGUGCCAAGGCUAUGCCGUUCCUGUCCCACAGUGCAGGAUCUGCUCUCACUAGGGGUGGGUUUGUGGCACUGAGUCCCAUCUCCCCUCAAGAUUUCUUCAUGCAGCCCUUGGGCCAAGACAGCAUGGAGGAGAGGGAGGAAUACCAACACCACUAUCACCUCCAGAGCAUGGUGCCAGAGCACAAAGAAUUUAGCAGUGUGAUGUGCCCCAGUAGCAUGCAGGCUGAUCCUCUGCAAGUGCCAGGGAGAGGCGUCUCUAUCCGAGCCUCUUCCAUGCCUCGCCUGGAGGUAGAGCCACAGCAGGUAUCUUCAGAGAGCAAACUGAUGAAGCGUUCAUUCUCCACGAUUGGUGAUCAGUGUGUGAAUGGUGACUGGCAGGAAGAGUUCUCUCUGGAGAGGGUGAGCCCUGACCGACUGGAGAGACCCAGACAAAGAAGCUUCAGAGCUGUCAGAUCAAACCUGCGGGAGCCAGUGGACAAGGAGAGAGGACGGUCUAAAGAGCGAAGACACCUGCUGUCUCCAGACGUGUCUCGAUGUAACUCAGAGGAAAGGAGUCAGUCCCAGGAGAGACACCACUCUCGGUCACCCAGUGAGGGCAGGAAGCACACAACCCUCAGACCGGGAAAUAGUUCAAGCAGCCCAAUUCCCUCCACUUCUGAUUCAGGGACGCCUCGAGGGCGUCGGCAACUCCCAAAGACACCUUCUCGUCCUCGGCCCCACAUCUCCUACUCUCCUUUAGUGUGCCGUGCCAAUCCCGAGCUGGGGGAGGCUCGGUCAAAGGCCAAGCCUGCAGAGGAAGGGGGGGAGCCAACCGGGUCUGGCCCUGGCACCGCCCUGGCCCACUCCACCCCUCAACGAUACAUCUCAGAGCCAUACCUGACACUGCAAGAGGAUGUUAACAGUCCAGACUCAACCGGUGUGGAGGAGACUCUCACUUUCGAGGCUGCCAUAGCAACCAGCCUGGGCCGCUCGAACACCAUCAGUUCUGCCCCACAACUACGUCACACCUGGCAGGUGCCUAAUGGACAUUUACGUAAACGACUAGGACAAGCUACGUCUGGGACGUCAGGCUGUGAGCUUCUCAGUGACACUGAUGAGGAUGACCGGUGUUAGGGGUGUGUAGAAGAUUCUGUGUCACCGUACAGGGUGGAUUGAUGCCUCUGGACUUUGUGCCUCAGUCUAAGGAAAAAUAUGCCUGUGUGUGUUUAUUUGUGUAUCUGUGAAUGUGGAGUCUGAUCAGAGUUGUGUAAUCCUCUCAGAAGAACCGUACUAAAGAUCUGAAGAUCACAGCCUGCUUGUGGUGAAAUGGAAACAUUCUGUAAUGAUCAGCAGUCCUAGCAUGAGCACACUGAGGUUAAAGAUCAGGUUUGUGCCCUUAAACUUUCUCUGGACCCACCUCGCAGAUCAAGCACAGGCUAAUGCAGAUGAACCCAAACUCGUCAUUAGGAUUCGGGCCAUGCCCGAACGCACUCCAAACCUGCCUAAACAUUUUGAGACGUCCCAUCAGCAGAAGACCUGUAUAAUGCCGAUAAGGACAGCGUCUUCAAAGACAGCGUUUACAUAGUCCUUUCCCAGCAUGGUAUAGAGCAACAUACAUGUGGAUGCCACUUCUUUUUAAUUUUAGAGGCUGAUGGGCAGAGAACAGAUGCGUAACCAGGGCUUUGACAUCCUGAUUGUUCUGCUACCUAUGUCAUUGGUUCAUUUAGGAGGUACACACACACAUACAUUCCAGUACACACACUCAGAACGCAUGCAGUGAUGUUCAGUCUGUCCAUGACGAGAGGUAAAUACCCCUUUAACUACACAUCAUCAUAAUAAUGACUGACAUUCCGAGAAGGUAACAGGGACUUGAAGGACCUGAUGAAUUGUGCAUGACGUUUAAUGCAAGUGGAUCCAGGUGACAUCCUGGCCUUUAACAAUAGAGUCUAAAUGGAGGACUCGUGUACCAUAUGUAAAUAUUACAAAUCCGGUAUAUGUACUGAAAAGUCUUCAAGCCAUGUUUUCUGUAAAGAACCUAAAUUGUCUUAAAGAUGUUAUCUUUUGUGACAUGAUGACCAAACCAUGUCCUUUAUACUUGUAAUGCAAACUCUUUGAAAUGGACAUGGUUCACACUUUCCAAGUUAUGUUUGAUUAGACUUAUCAUUUUAUUCUUAACCAGCUGUUUUUUCUUGGCCCUUAACAUCUCUUAAAAGUCUCUCUUUGGGUGAAUCUCACAAAGCCUGUCUGGGUCAUUAUUUCAAAAUCCCAAAACCAAGAGGAUAGAAAUAAGCAAUUAUAUUUUGCAUAUAAUCCCUAUUUUAAUGCCAUUACGAAUAUGUGCAUUGUAACACAUGUUGUGUACAGUAAAUACAAUACAAAAGUAAAAAGGGUUGCUUCAAAAUGCAAAAACAUAUUUAGUUGUGAAGUAUUUAUGUUGUAAAAUCUUAUAUAAAGAUUCUUUAAAACUGUACAAAAUCUCUAAAGUUCUGGAUGAUAAUUUGGAGAAAAAUUGUCAUGAAAAUAAAUGUCAAUGCAAAUAAUCUUAAUUGUACAAAAAUAGGUUUCCUUGCUUCCUAUGCAAAGUAUCAUUUCAAUAAACAACAAAAUGUUGGGUAUAAUAUGACCUGAACAUGUUUUAGUGUGAUUCACCCCUCAAGCACUAUCAAUAGAAUGGGAAAGCAAUUGCAAUUAGCGUUUGUUGCCUUUGGGUUCAUUUGUAAUGUUUACUGUGAAUUUCUGUUUAGUUUAGAAACUGAAUGAGUCCUGUAGUUUAAACUGAUGGCAAGCAUCAAUUCCCUCUUACGUGCUUGGCCUAGCAGAAAUGCUGCUCUUAAGAAUGCAUUUGUAGAAAUUCAAAAUGUAUGUUUAGCCCGAAUGUGGGUGAGUUGCGAUUGAAAUGUAGCUGUAGGAAACGGGCAGAACGUGUAAAAUUAUUCUUUAGAGUAUUGUAGCGGAAAUAUGGAACAGUUGUAAUGUUCACCCAAAUGCCACUUCAGACCGGCCUCCCCUCUCAAUUCCCCUCAAAAACUGCAAAGAAAAAAAGCAAAGAUAAUUGCAUAGCAUUUUUAUUUAAAAAAAAAAAAACAUCUUCGGUUAGGUUCUGUAUAUCCAGCAUCUUAAUAAAAAAAAAAACAUUUUAAGAUCAGUUGCCCCUCAAGAGAAUUUCCGUACCAUGUGUUGUGUUGUAAUUUGUUUUCUUGACAUGUUCCUGAAUGUGAAUAGAGAGUAUUUGAUACUUGUUCUACCUGACCUACUGGGGGUCGCUGCCUUGUGAAUUAUAUGAAAUAAAAAACAAAAAAACA
Molecule: messenger RNA, 9806 nt
Organism: Pimephales promelas (fathead minnow)
Lineage: Eukaryota; Metazoa; Chordata; Actinopteri; Cypriniformes; Leuciscidae
Gene: cacna1ea
Product: calcium voltage-gated channel subunit alpha1 Ea
Biological process (GO): chemical synaptic transmission; calcium ion import across plasma membrane
Cellular component (GO): membrane; voltage-gated calcium channel complex; neuronal cell body
Molecular function (GO): high voltage-gated calcium channel activity
Source: RefSeq, a predicted model, not a curated record